AUGGCAAGAACAGCUCUGCUUCAUUUGGCGCGAUCUCGAAUCAGCUAUCUCAAAUCCACAAAUAUUCAAUCAGGUUAUCAUCUGGGUAGAGGUGCUCCUAAUGCCAAAAUUUACACUAAUUUCCCCAAGCAGUUUGAUACUGUUGAGAAACGAUGGUUGUCUCAGUCUUCAUUAGCUGAAAAUGACAAGAAGAUCAGUAUUGGACCUCAAAAAGGAGGAGAAUCUGGAAAUGGAGAAAAAGACACUGGAAUUGUUUAUUAUGGCCCAAUAUCAAAUACUAUCAAGAAAGUGAAGCUCCUCUCUCUUUCCACCUGCUGCCUCUCUGUGUCAUUAGGUCCUGUAAUAACUUUCAUGACAUCUCCUGACAUGAAUGUUAUCUUGAAGGGUGCAGUGGCAUCUUCUGUUAUAUUUCUAAGUGCUUCGACUACUGCAGCUCUUCACUGGUUUGUAAGCCCUUACGUUCACAAGCUUAGAUGGCAGCCUGGUUCAGACAGCUUUGAGGUGGACAUGAUGACGUGGCUGGCAACUUAUGUUCCUAAAACAAUAAAGUUUGCAGAUAUCAGGCCACCAGAGACCAAUCGGCCUUUUGUGUCGUUUAUGGCUAACGAUCAGUUUUAUUUCGUUGAUGCAGAGCACUGUCAUAACAAGGCAUUGUCGGCAAAACUUACCCCGCAAAAACAAGCUCGUGAAUCAGCUUUCAAGAAUUUGUGA
Molecule: messenger RNA, 711 nt
Organism: Fraxinus pennsylvanica
Lineage: Eukaryota; Viridiplantae; Streptophyta; Magnoliopsida; Lamiales; Oleaceae
Source: the annotation of a GenBank genome assembly